AUGGGUUUCCUCAGUGAAUUGAUGUCAGAAUUCAAGGGCUCUAAGAGCGGCGGCGGCGAGCAGCAACAACAACAAUCCGGGUAUUCCGGAUAUCCCCCACAAGAACAGUAUGGUGGCUAUCAGCAACAACAGCAGGGCUACCCGCCUCAACAGCAGGGCUAUCCCCCGCAGCAGGGCUACCCACCACAGCAACAGGGCUACCCCCCACCACAGUCUUCCGGACCACCACCAGUUUCCCCUCCAUGGUACGCAGAGUGGGAUGGACGGGAGAACCGCUGGAUCUUUGUGAACCAGCAAAACGGUGAACGCACAUACAACUACCCUGGCCCCGGCUUCGCACAACAGCAGGGCAGCUACGGUGCCCCACCGCCACAAGGCGGAUAUGGAUAUGGCCAAGGCGGCUACAGCAAUCAGGGUGCAUACAACCAGAGCGCAUACGACCCUACACGGAGCUCUGAGCCAGAGGAGAAGAAGAGCGGAGGCAAUGGCUGGAAGUACGCUGCAGCGGGUGCCGCUGGUCUUGCAGGUGGAGCCCUACUAAUGCACGAGAGCGAUAAAAUUGGCGAAGAAAUGGACAAAGCUAAAGAGGGCAUCGAAAACGCCCCCGAAAACGUCGCGCACUGGACUGGCGAACAAGCCGGCCGCGUCGAGAACUUCGGCGACGACGUCGAACAGAAAUGGGACGAUGGCGUUCAGAACAUCGAGGAUUUCCCUGAAAACGCAGCCAGGUGGACAGGAGAGAAGGUCCAGGAGAUUGAGGAUAUCCCAGACGACAUUGAGAACAAGUGGGAUAACAUGGUCGGUGGUGUGGAGAGGUUUGGCGAUAAUAUGGGGAAUGCGUAUGAUGAGGGAAGGGAAGAGCAGAGGUAUGAGGAUGAUGAUUAUUAG
Molecule: messenger RNA, 888 nt
Organism: Bipolaris oryzae ATCC 44560
Lineage: Eukaryota; Fungi; Ascomycota; Dothideomycetes; Pleosporales; Pleosporaceae
Exons: 2
Coding region: 1-888 (295 amino acids)
Source: RefSeq, a predicted model, not a curated record